Molecule: messenger RNA, 2318 nt
Organism: Myxocyprinus asiaticus (Chinese sucker)
Lineage: Eukaryota; Metazoa; Chordata; Actinopteri; Cypriniformes; Catostomidae
Product: interleukin-12 subunit beta-like
Exons: 9
Coding region: 31-942 (303 amino acids)
Molecular function (GO): protein binding
Source: RefSeq, a predicted model, not a curated record
AGAGCCACUACAACUCAAACAGUUCUCAAGAUGAACAAGAUUGUCUUUGUUAUUCUGCAAACUGUCCUCCAAUUGGCAGGCAGUACUUCACUGAGGUUCAUCAAGCCAAAUGUUCUGGUUUUGGAGGUGUCAGAUCUGUUCAGUACUGAAGUGUCAGUUCAUUGUGGAGAGCAGUUUGAGGGAGAAGCCAUUUACUGGGAGAGGAACGGGGAACGCAUCGUUGAGAGUGGAAACCGCAUCACUGUUAUGAUAGAUGGUUUGCGUGGAGGAAACUUUACAUGUCACAGACAGAAUGGAGAUCUCCUGAAUUACACACUACUACUGGUCCAUCCAGUUGGGUUUCUUAGGGGUGGAGUUCUCACGCAAUCCAAUGACAGAGAAUUUAUUUCUUGUACUGCAAGAAACUAUAGUGGACAUUUUCAUUGCUCCUGGAACUGGCACCAGGAAAGGACCCAAAGAGCUGUGGUAUAUUUUGCAGCAAUACGAAAUUCUAGUCUCAUCAACUGCACUCUGGACUCUGAUAUCUCUGGACUGACCUGUAUUGACAAAGAAUAUUGUCCAUACUCUGAGGAGUCUAGGAGCAUCAGUCUCACGCUGUUUGUCAGAAAUCUAUACCGUUUGGAGGAGCACCACAAGAGUUUCCUCAUUCAAGACAUUGUCAAGCCAGAUAAAGUCAACAUUACCAAGUUCAAAGAUGACAUGUUUGAGUGGUGCCCCCCUGAAACAUGGAGUUUCCCCUGCAGUUUCUUUCCCCUGUCCUAUGAGGUGAAAGUAGUUCCUAACAGCCACAGCUGUGACUACACGGGAGGUCGUGUUGAAAAAAAUGAAACCAACAAGACACAAUACAAGGUGAACAACAAGAAAGCAUAUACCUUCUGCGUGCGAGCUCAGGACCCCUUAACUAAAAAAGCUUGGAGUGACUGGAGCCACUAUCAUCAGUAAAAAAAAACGGCACAGCUUAGAGCAAUAAAAGGUCUGCUCAAGGGAACACAGCACUCGGCUUAAUAGUACUUGCAUCUGCUUUCUAUUCAUGACAAAAUAUUACAGCCAACAAAUUUAUAUUUUUGUAUUAUUGUUAUGUGCCGCAAUGAAAUUUGUGCAAUAGUUUUCCAGAUCAUCAAAAAUAUUUUGGUUGGAUUUAGUUUUCAAAGUUUGUUUAUAUGCAAUAAAGUGAAAAAAGAAAAUUAAAAAACGUAUUUUUCCACUUAUGUUUCAUCAUGGAGAUUAUUGAUGGUCUCUAGGUACAGUAUGUCAAGACAUGUGGUGACAUACAAAAGGUAUAGCUCACCCCUAAAAUAAAAUUAUUUUUAAAUUUACUCACCCUCAUCCCAUCGAAAAUAUGCAUUUUCUUUCUUCUGCUGAACACAAACAAAGAUUUUUGGAAAAAUAUCUCAGCUCUGUAGAUCCAUACAAUGCAAGUGAAUGGUGACUAGAACUCUGAAGCACCAAAAUGCACAUAAAGGCAGCAUAAAAGUAAGUAACAUGACUCCAGUGGUUAAAUCCAUAUCUUCAGAAGCGAUAUGUUAGGGUGAGAAACAGAUAUUUAACAAAUAUUUAAGUCCUUUUUUUACUAUCAAUCUCCACUUUCACAUUCUUCUUUUUUUGUUUUGGGCAAUUCACAUUCUCUGUGCAUAUCACCACCUACUGGGCAGGGAGGAGAAUCUAUAGUUAAUAAACAACUUAAAUAUUGAUCUGAUUCUCACCCACACAUAUCAUAUAUUAUGAAGAUAUGGAUUUAACCACUGAAGUCUUAUGGAUUACUUUUAUGUUACCUUAAUGUGCUUUUUGGACCUUUAAAUUUGUUAUACCCAUUUACUUGCAUUGUAAGGAUCUACAAAGCUGAGAUAUUCUUUAAAUAUCUUCGUUUGUGUUCAGCAGAAGAAAGUACACAUCGGGGAUAGCAUGAGGGUGAAUAAAUGAUGAGAGAAUUUGAAUUUUUGGGUGAACUAUCACUUUAAGCUGAGCCAAAAGGUAACUAAGAAUGAAAUUAAGUAAUAUUUGGAGAUUGAAGUGAAAUUAAGUGUACAAUUAAAUAAAAUUCAAGACCGCAGAAUAAUGUUCCUGUUUUGACAUAUUCUUGCAUCUGGUGCACAUCUGAGCAUGUCCUUACUAUAUACCGGUCAAAAGUCUGAACACACUUAUUGUAUUUAUGUUUUGCAUGAUCUUAAAAAAUCUUUUGAUCUAAAAGCUUAAGCUUAAAUGCUGUGAAUUAGUUGCAUAUCAAUUUCUUUAUAAAUCCUUUCUUGAUUAUUUAACUACUGCUUCAAAGACCUAAGUUUUGACUGGUAGUAUGUACUGUAUAAAUACUCACAGAAAAA